CCGCCCCUCGGGUAAGAUGGCUGAGUCCGGCAGCGGCGAGUUCCCAGCCGAGCGGCGGAACAGCAUGGCUGCGAAGAGCAGUGCCCUGCGCCACACCUUCUCAGCCCCAGGGCACAGUGCCAGCCUCCUGCAGGGCCUGUCGGCACUCCGAGCCCAUGAGCAGCUCCUGGACGUGGUGCUAAUGGUGAACACGGUGAUAUUCCGGGUACACCGCGCAGUGUUGGCCGCCUGCAGUGACUAUUUCCGGGCGAUGUUCACAGGGGGAAUGCGGGAAGCGGGCCAGGAUGUCAUUGAGUUGAAAGGGGUGUCUGCCAGGGGUCUGAAACACAUCAUUGAUUUUGCAUACAGUGCUGAGGUGACAUUGGACCUUGACUGCAUACAAGACGUGCUAGGAGCUGCUGUCUUCCUGCAGAUUGUGCCUGUGGUUGAAUUGUGCGAGCAGUUCCUAAAGUCGGCCAUGAGUGUGGAGACUUGCCUCAACAUUGGCCAGAUGGCCACCACUUUCAGCCUCUCCUCCCUGAAAGAGUCAGUGGAUGCCUUUACCUUUGCCCAUUUCUUACAAAUUGCAGAGGAGGAGGAUUUCCUGCACCUUCCCCUCGAGCGACUUGUCUUCUUCCUGGAAAGCAACAAGCUGAAGAACUGCAGUGAGGUUGACCUGUUCCACGCUGCCAUCAGGUGGUUGCAGUAUGAUGAGACGCGACAAGCUAGUGCCAGCCAUGUCCUCUGCCACAUUCGAUUCCCUCUGAUGAAGUCCACUGAGCUGGUGGACAGCGUCCAGACGCAGAGCUUAAUGCUAGAUGAUCCCAUGUGUCGCCAAUACCUGUUGGAAGCCUUUAAUUACCAAAUUCUGCCAUUCCGACAACAUGAAAUGCAGUCCACCCGAACUAUGAUCCGCUCAGACACCCUCUCCCUCGUUGCCUUCGGUGGCACUCCGUACACUGACAACGACAGGACAGUCAGCCGCAAAGUCUUUGUUCUUGCAGAUGGGAAUGCCCGUCAGUUCACGGAGCGGCCGGAGAUGGAGUUCGGGUGCAGUCACGCCUGUGUAGCUGUCUUGGACAAUUUUGUGUAUGUAGUGGGAGGUCAGCACUUGCAGUACCGGAGCGGCGAAGGGGCAGUGAGCUGGUGUUUCCGCUAUGACCCCCAUCUCAGUCAUUGGCUGCGCAUUUGUGCCAUGCAGGAGGCACGCAUUCAGUUCCAGCUGGAUGUGCUGCAGGGGAUGCUGUUCGCCACUGGAGGCCGUAAUCGGUCUGGGAGCCUCUCCACAGUUGAGCGUUAUUCCCCACGACGGAACGAAUGGACCAAUGUGUGUUGCUUGAAACGGCGGACAUGGGGACAUGCAGGCACAUCCAGUGGGGGCAAGCUCUACAUCUCUGGAGGCUAUGGUAUUACCAUCGAAGAUAAGAAAUCUCUUCACUGUUAUAGUCCCGAAACAGACCUCUGGGAACAAAAGACUCCAAUGAAUGAGCCACGGGUCCUUCACUCAAUGGUUGGGGCAAAUGGGAGGAUCUAUGCAUUAGGUGGCCGGAUGGACCAUGUUGACCACUGCUUUGAUGUCCUGGCUGUUGAAUAUUACAUCCCUGAGACUGACCAGUGGACCAGUGUCAGUCCAAUGAGGACAGGCCAGUCUGAAGCAGGUUGCUGUGUAUUACAGAGAAAGAUCUAUGUGGUGGGAGGUUAUAAUUGGCACUUAAACAAUGUGACCAGUGUUGUGCAGGUUUAUAACAUUGGCACGGAUGAGUGGGAGAGGGACCUGCAUUUCCCCGAAUCCUUUGCAGGGAUUGCCUGUGCUCCUGUAAUCCUUCCACAGCUUUCGGCACAGAGAUAGUGAUGACAAUGCUCCUGGAUAAAUUAAGCAGCUGGAAUGGAGACUGGGAGGGAGCCUGAUGGAUCUGAUGACAUCACCAGACCUACUUGUCCAUAAUUGUAAAGAAUCCGUUCAAAGCCAGUUUUACCCAGGAGCUCUCACUGCUCAGCAACCUAGCCACUUUGCAACCAGAGCCUUUGAUUGGUUUCGGGAAUGAAAAGGCGGCUGACUGCUGUACCAAGCUGGCCUUCACUACUUUGCUUUGCACCAUACAUGGGCUCAAUAUUUCCAUGGUGCUCCAUUCACUGUAGUAAGUUCCUAUUUAGCUGCUACUUGAAUCAAAAAAUCCAAGAAGCCAAUGGAUCUGGAAGGAUGUGAUUGCAGCCUGUGAAUGUGUAGCAAAGCAAAUCAAAAUGCGAGUUGAUCGCACUGCAGCCCUUGUUGCCUUGUGUCUCACACUACAGCUUAUGUUGCCCCACGACUCUUGCAUGCCAGCCCGUGUUGUCUUCCCAUCCUCUACUUCCCAGCCAAAUUGAUUUUUAAAUCAUUGAAUGAUUAUCAGGUUUUGAUGCAAGUCUCUUGAAAGCACUCUAAUGCACAGAAGAACAAAUUGGAAUCCUUCAGAAAUCUGGAACUUGUUCAAAAUUCAUGGAAUUCUGCUGCAACUGAGACCUCUUUCCACAAAUUAAUCAAACUAUGAUUAUGACAUCUGGAAAUGAAGUGUGGAAUCUAUUUUAAAAUGCAUUGAAUGUUCAACACUAAUAUAAUAUUUGAGAAUU
Messenger RNA from Pristis pectinata (smalltooth sawfish), 2586 nucleotides. RefSeq names its product kelch-like family member 26 (gene klhl26). Bases 17 to 1828 code for a protein of 603 amino acids. The record is from RefSeq and is a predicted model, not a curated record. The transcript is spliced from 3 exons. Gene Ontology annotation, molecular function: protein binding. NCBI's taxonomy places the organism in Eukaryota, Metazoa, Chordata, Chondrichthyes, Rhinopristiformes, Pristidae.